AUCGCCGAGAGACGAUUCUUCUUCCGGGUUGUGCUGUUUUGUUAUGCUAAGCGAAAAACACGUUUAAGAGCGUCACGUUAUAAAUACACUAGUCUUCUUAGGUUUGGGAAACAGACUUAGAAAAUAUCAGUACGAGAUGCAAAGACCACAGUUUCGCCAUCCCCGCCAGGGCUCUGGUCCACGGGCAGCAGGCUUCCGCAGCCCGCCUGCAGCCUUCGACAGGACAGGGAGUCUGAUUCCAUCGCCUCCGUGGGCAUUUUCUACCCCACCGCCGCCGUUUGGACCUAGAUUUGGACAGUGUUCUCCCAAUACACCACCGAGAGAGUUUGGUGGUAACAGAGGCGGCGGCGGUGGGAAAUAUUUUAACGUUCAGUCUCCGGGUCAUACCCCGCGCAGAUCGAGCCCCAGUCCCCGCGGCGCACCGUUCAGACGCUCGCCGUAUGAGAGUCCAGGACGACACUCUGGAUAUCAGGGUUCCCCUCGGACAUCCACUCCGUUUGGGUCGGCGCAUGGCAGGGAAAGAGGGGCAAAUGAUAUGGAAAAAUAUUACAAACCGUCAAUGCUCCAAGAUCCCUGGGCUGACCUACAGCCCAUCUCAGUUACACAAGAUCAGUCUAAAUGCAACUCCAAACAAACCAAUACAAGCAGACAAGGGAGGUACUACAAUUAAAACCUUAUCUAACUUUUUAUUUAGUGCACCAGUUGUGCACUGUUUUUUAAAGUCAAAAGGAGCCAGACGAACACAUGGACCCGAGGCAGGAUUCACCAGCAAUAAUUCUUGAGAAACUGACUUCACAACAUUUGAAAUUUAAAAUCAAAUGUAUUUGCUUGUAUAAAGAGACAUUCUCUUUUACUUUUAUAUCUGCACCUCAACGACAGGAUCAUAAAACUGGGGUGCUGUUGUAACUGGCAGCCUAUUUAAAGUAGUUUGCCAUCUCUGGCCCACUCCCAUGGAGUUUGCGAAUCCUUCACUGAAUUCAGAGGAAUAUGUCUUCAAACUCAAAAUGCAGUCUUAACAAAAAGAUGUCUGAUCAACACAUCCAUCUACCUCUCAAUAUUGACUGUGUGCUGUUAACUAGAACCGGUCAGGUCAAGUAUUUGUAGGUUUGGCUCCUUUACUAAUUUUCUAUGGACUUUUUAUUUUUGGUUUUACCACAGUCUAUGAUCUUUUCUUUUUUGUAUAAAUAAAAAAACAUGGACUGGCAACAGACAUUGUAAUCAUAAACGGCCCACAAAAAACUAUUGUUGAAUAAUACGGCAAAUAUAAUUAAAAAAAGUUGUAAUGCAAUACAGUCCUUGUCAAAAACAAUUUCAAGUUAAAAUCUGUUAUGCUAUAUUUACUAAAAACAUGUUUAAUAUCUUCAAAAUGCAUCUUACCAUGGAAAAAUGUAGAUAAAACACCGUAACAUUACUACGCAUUUCUGCAAGUUGUAAUUCAGUCUUUUUUUGUAGGUAUUAUGUUUUUGCUGUACAGUAUACCAUAUGAAUCUCAUAUUGGAGGUCUACAAAAAUAGAUUUUAUUAAUGUAACAGAAACAAAACAUUUUAUAAGGUAAUUAUGCUUAAAUGUUUGUAUUUGAUUUUUAUUCUACAAUCACCAUAAUUACUGUUGUAAUAUUACAUACAUCAGUGCUGUCUUUGUUUUUUUUUCUUUGAUGUCAGCUAGUUCGAUAAUGCUUAUAAUUUGGCCUUACCCUUUUCUGAAUUCAAAUUUCUGCAUGUUCAGCAUUUUGCCACGAGACACCCAAAAUAUAGAAUGAAAGUGUAUCUAAAUGUAUAAGAAAGACUAAAACAAUAGAGGCUUAUAUUAAAAUGUCCUGUAUUGUAAACCCUU
Molecule: messenger RNA, 1833 nt
Organism: Carassius gibelio (silver crucian carp)
Lineage: Eukaryota; Metazoa; Chordata; Actinopteri; Cypriniformes; Cyprinidae
Gene: mplkip
Product: M-phase specific PLK1 interacting protein
Exons: 2
Coding region: 137-670 (177 amino acids)
Cellular component (GO): midbody; nucleus; centrosome
Source: RefSeq, a predicted model, not a curated record